AUGGGGCAGGGGUGGGUGGAAGGUUCAGCGCUGUCAAGGACCAAAGAUGAAAAUGGAGCCAGCCCUUUACUACAGAUGGGCAGGCCUGAGCCAUCCUCUUAUCUGUACUUGCUCCGUCUUGAAAUUGAGUCAGGAAUCCCAGUGCACGAGGAGCUGCGGAAGACAGCAGAGACAAUCCCGGGACAGGAAAAAUUUCUGUCACAAAGCAAAAGUGCCAGGCGGGGACAGGUCCCAUCCCAACGGCGGAAAGUGGUUCCGCUGACUCAGGCUUCCUCUCGCAGGCUGUCACUCAGGCAUGAGGGGGUGGGGCACUGGGACCUGUCCAAUCAGGAGGCCGGUGAGGCGGGUGGGCGGGGCGACGCGGUGCACCGGCGUGGACGUCGGUUCUUCCCACCGCAUUGGGCUGGCGGCUUACCUACCCUUCAGGGUCUUUGGAAGAGCUUCCGUCUCUUCUGUUCUGCUCUGACCUGCUGUGGUGGUUGGAGUCGAGGGAAGGGCGCAGGAAGACCUAGGAAACUUCGCAAUGGUGAGUGUGCUGCCCCGGGGAGCGGAGACGGGGCGGAGGGACUGGUUGGAAGCUCCCGGAACCGGCCUCUUCGCGGUCAACUCCGGAGUCUGCGGACCCGAAUCCACCGGGGGCGCCGCGCGGGCCUCAGUCCCCUCCGAUUUGCAGCAUGGGGGCUGACCCGGCAGCCGGGACCCGGUCCAUGCGGGUGGCGUCUUCAGCCCGACCCCGGAGCCUCUCCGGGCAACUCUGCACCCGCAGCCCCGUGUCUCUUCCAGAUUUGCUUCUUACCUGGACGGGCUGAUAAGAAAGCCUGGAGGCUCCUGCCCUGUGAGCUGCUGUUUGCUGGGGUCUCCUCCUGUGCGCUGUGCUGCCCUGACUCAUUGGCUAUUGAGGAUGUGGUUGUGAACUUCACCCUGGAGGAGUGGGCUUUGCUGGAUCCUUCACAAAAGAAACUCUACAGAGAUGUGAUGCAGGAAAUCUUCUGGAACCUGGCCUCAGUAGGAAAAACAUGGGAAUAUCAUGACAUUGGAGAUCAGUACAGAAACCAGGGGGGAAACCUAAGAAGUCCUAUGGUAGAGAGACUCUCUGAACGUAAAGACAGUAGUUCCUGUGGAGAACACUUCAGGCUUAUUCCAUCUCUCAAUCUGAAGAAGAAAACUACUGGACUAAAACCAUGUGAAUGCAGUGCAUGUGGAACAGUCUUCAUGGAUCGUUCAUCCCUUACUAGACACAUGAAAUGUCACAUUGAACAUGAACCGGGAAAGUUUCAAAAAUAUGGUGACAAGCUAUAUAAAUGUAAGCACUGUGGUAAAGCCUUUAAUCAUUUCACUUCCUUCCUAAUGCACAAAAGAAGUCACACUGGAGAGAAACUGUAUGAAUGUAAAAUAUGUUCUAAAGCAUUGAGUACUCUCAGUUGUCUUCGAAAACAUGAAAGAACUCAUACUGGAGAAAAACCCUAUAAGUGUAAGGCAUGUGGGAAAGCCUUCACAUGGCUCAUAACCUUUCAAAAACACAUGAUAACACACAGUGGAGUUGGACCUUAUAAAUGUAAAGAAUGUGAGAAGGUAUUCGUUAAUGCCAGUUCUCUUAAAGUACAUGAAAGGAGUCACACUGGGGAGAAACCCUAUCAAUGUAAACAAUGUGGCAAAGCCUUCAGUUAUUACUGUUCCUUACGAGUACAUGGAAGAACUCACACUGGAGAGAAACCCUAUCAAUGUAAACAGUGUGGAAAAGCCUUUAGUUGUCAUGAAAGCAUUCAAACACAUGAAAGAAUUCACACAGGAGAGAAACCCUAUCAAUGUAAACACUGUGAGAAAGCCUACAGACACCGCAGUUCUCUUCGAACCCAUGAAAGGAGUCACACUGGAGAGAAACCUUACCAGUGUAAACAGUGUGGAAAAGCCUUUCGAUGUAAACAAACAUUUCGAGCACAUGAAAGGAGUCACGGAGGAGAGAAACCCUAUGAAUGUAAGCAGUGUGGUAAAGGCUUUAGUUAUUUCAGUUCCUUCCAAAUACACAAAUGGCAUCACACUGGAGAGAAAAUGUAUGUGUGUAAAACAUGUUCUAAAGCAUUGAGUAGUGCCACAUCUCUUCGAAAUCAUGAAAGAACCCACACUGGUGAAAAGCCCUAUGAGUGUAAGGAAUGUGGGAAAGCCUACACCUGUCCUAGUUCUCUAAAAAUACAUGAAAAGAGUCACACUGGGGAGAAACCCUAUCAAUGUAAACAAUGUGGUAAAAGUUUUAGUUCUCAAAAAGGUUUCCAAAUGCAUGAAAGAACCCAUACUGGAGAAAAACCCUAUGAGUGUAAAAUAUGUGGGAAAACCUAUACAUGGUCCAGUUCUCUUAAAAUCCAUGAAUGGAGUCACACUGGAGAGAAACCCUAUCAAUGUAAACAAUGUGGUUUAAGUUUUAGUUCUCAAAGAGGUUUACAAAAUCAUGAAAGAAAUCACACUGGAGAAAAACCCUAUGAAUGUAAGGAAUAUGGGAAAGCAUUGUUUGUUACCAGUUCUUCUCAAAGACAUGAAAGGACUCACAAUAGAGAGAAACCGUAUGUGUGUAAAACAUAUUCUAAAGCAUUUAGUACUCACAGUUCUCUUCGAAAUCAUGCAAGAACCCACAUUGGAGAAAACCCCUAUGAAUGCAAAAUAUGUGGGAAAACGUUCAGUUCCACCUAUGUUCAAGUGCAUGAAAGAACUCACACUGGAGAGAAACCUUAUCAAUGUCAGGAAUGUGGGAAAGCCUACAUUUCUCUGUCAAGCAUUCGACGGCACAUGAGACUGCACACUGGAGAGAAACCAUAUAAAUGUGAAGAAUGUGGGAAAGCCUUCUUUUAUCACAGCAAUUUACGAAGGCAUGAAAAGAUUCACUAG
Lipotes vexillifer (Yangtze River dolphin) is the source of this 2877-nucleotide messenger RNA. RefSeq names its product zinc finger protein 709-like. Gene Ontology annotation, biological process: regulation of transcription by RNA polymerase II. Gene Ontology annotation, molecular function: RNA polymerase II cis-regulatory region sequence-specific DNA binding; DNA-binding transcription factor activity. The record is from RefSeq and is a predicted model, not a curated record. The transcript is spliced from 8 exons. NCBI's taxonomy places the organism in Eukaryota, Metazoa, Chordata, Mammalia, Artiodactyla, Lipotidae. Bases 1 to 2877 code for a protein of 958 amino acids.